Chaetomium globosum CBS 148.51 is the source of this 396-nucleotide messenger RNA. RefSeq lists its product as uncharacterized. The coding region runs from base 1 to 396 and encodes 131 amino acids. The record is from RefSeq and is a predicted model, not a curated record. The transcript has 2 exons. Lineage: Eukaryota; Fungi; Ascomycota; Sordariomycetes; Sordariales; Chaetomiaceae.
AUGGACAUACCUAAAAUUGCAAAACAGGGGAGAAGUAAAACAGACGAGGCGAAGGAAACGGGCAAAGACAAGGCACAGAAAACAGGAAAGAGACCAGUGGGCUUUCCAGGUUCACAGCAUGAACUGCUCAAGAAGGAAAGGAUGGAAGAGCAGGAGUGCAAGGGGGAGGGGUGGGAUGAGAAGUGGCAAGAAAUCCAAAGGGAAAACGGUGAUGCGGCGCGGACGAGAUCACAACGGUUCUGUAAUUCCGCCAUCGACCCGAAGCUCUCAUUACAACAUCCGUUCCAAGACCUGUUCCGCCGUAUCAAAAAAGAACGGGGCCGGGAGGGGAAAGAAGGUGAGCAUCGGCGCCACAACCGCUCCCCGGGACACGGCGGCAUGCCCGGCCGGGUGUGA